GGAGGGGGGGGUUUGAUCGCGCCCGCAGCCACUCAGCGGCCUGGCGCCGGCCCUGGCCUCGGCCCCGGCCCCGGCGCGGCGCGGCAGGCCCGCCCGCCUCGCUCGCCCCACGCAGACAUGUCAGAACCCCGGAGGGUGGCCUUCAACACCGUGAGCGCGCCCGAAGCCGUGCCCGCGCCUCCCGCUGCCCCCAAGAAGAAGCGGCGAGAGGAGCGGGGCGACCAGGGCAACGUGCGCUUCGGCCUGAAGCUGAGCGAGCCGAGCGAUCGCAGCCACACGGAGUACAACUACAACGAGCUGCUGCGGGAGGCCAAGAGAAAUACUUCCAAUCCUGAUGAUCCUUUUAACGAUGAAGAGAAAGAAAGGAAAGAAGUGGAAGCAAUAGCAAAGAAACUUGAGGAGAAAUAUGGUCAGAAGAACCACAAGCGACGGAAAGACCGCAUGCAGGAUUUAAUUGACAUGGGAUACGGCUAUGAUGACACUGAUCCAUUUAUUGACAACUCUGAAGCAUAUGAUGAAUUGGUUCCAGCCUCGCUGACAACGAAAUAUGGAGGAUUUUACAUAAACACGGGAACACUGCAAUUCCGCCAGACAUCGGACACCGAAGAUGAAGAUGUGGUGGGGAAGAAAAGAUUGAAAUCACCAAAAAAACAAAAAUUAAGAGAUGGUGAAGACAGGGUGGUGAAAAAACAAAGAAGGAAGGAUGAAGGGGGGAUGAAAGAGAAGAAGCCAAGAAAGCUGAAAGUUCCCAAGGAGUCUGGAGUGGUGGCCCUUAAUGCAGUCAAACACCAGAAAAAGAAGCGGAGGAAUCAUAGUGACACACUUUCGCUGGCUGCAAUGCUCAAAAAGUUCCAAAAGGAGAAGGAAGCCAUGAAGAAGCAGGAGACCAACAUGAAGCAACUGCCUGCCUUUCAGCUGACCGAUCAGUCCGCGAAGAAUACUAGCAUUUCCGAGUAUACCCUAGCUGCCUCCGAUCAAGUCUUUUCAAUUCUGGGAAAUUCCAAUGAGAAUGACUUAAUUCAGGAAGCUGCCAAUGCCAUAGAGUUGCUUGGGGAUCUGGACCUAGAUAAGCUGCUGGCGGAAACGCACAGCGGAAGCCCGGCCUCUGAACCUGAGGAAAGCAGUAACACUGCCGUGUCUUCGAGCUGCAACUUGCCCACCCAGAACCAAAAGCAGGUGCCCCAGUUGCCAUCAGGAAUAUCCGCCCAACUUGAAAAACGCAUUCACGAUCUCAAGACCCUGCGUUCUAUGAACUCAAUCAAUGAAGUGUCUGUUGGCAAAGUUUCUGAAGGGGAAGGAAAGAAGAAAUUUUUCACCCCAGACAUUAACACCAUCCUGCUAGAUAUUGAGUUACAAGUGCAGGAUCUGAAUCCGACUCAGCGUUCAGGAGUGUACAGCUAUCUGGCUUCUUUCUUGCCCUGCAGUAAGGACCAGUUAAUGAAACGUCUGAAGAAGCUACACCUCAAUGAGCAGGAUGAGCGGUUACGCGAUCCCACACAGAAACUGAAGGAAGCAGUAGCAAACGCCAUGCCAGCACAGUUGGUAAAAUACCAGGAAGAACUGCAAGCACACACAAAGGCCCGGUCUGCCAAGAUAGCAUCUGAAGAGGAUCGAGAAAAAAAUGGAUCUGAAGAGGAAGAUGACGAUAAGCCAGGCCGAAGGGUAUCAGGACCAAGGAAAAAGUUUCUUUGGAACGAUUAUGUCAGGGAUUUGCUGUGUAAUCUGGUGAAGAUAAAGCUGGGAUGUUACGAACUGGAGCAAAACAAAUCACAGUCACCAGAGGAUUAUCUGAAAGCUUUUAUGGAAACGGAGGUGAAACCUAUCUGGCCUAAAGGUUGGAUGCAGUCACGGAUGCUUCUGAAAGAGAGCAAGAAAGUGCAUAAUCAUCUGACAGCCACACCAGCCAAGAAGAAGGUGAUACUGGCACCGAAACCAAAAGUUAAGGAUUCAAGCCCAAAGAAAGAACAGAAGCUUUCUGCGCCUGCCGAUGCUGGGCUGAAAGGGCUGCCAAUGGGCAAUGUCACAUCGAUCAAUAUCUCGAGUUCCAGUUGUGCCCCAAAUCAAGACACUAUUUACUUAGAUGAUUCUCUGGAUGAGCAUCUAACCAUUAAACCCCCUUCCUUAGAAUCUGUGUCAGAUGCAUUGUCCGUCUUCAAUAGCACACCCAAGACUACCAGAAUUGUAAAUAAUUCUGUCCCAGGCACACCGCGGCCACAGCCUAUGAUGAAAGAGGAUAAGAAGGUUGUGGUCAAGGCCACACCUUUGACAGUUUCUCCAAAAGAAGCCGCAUCAUCCCCAAAACUUGCCACCUCAUCCCCAAAACUUGCCACCUCAUCCCCAAAACUUGCCACCUCAUCCCCAAAAGAAGCCACGUCCUCUCCCAAAGUGACCACGCCCUCUCCGAAGGUGACAACACCAUCGCCGAAGGUGACCACGCCCUCUCCAAAAGCGUCCACGCUUUCCCCCGUCCCUUUGACCUUCAGCCAUUUGUUUGGUCACAGUUCAAGCAGCAAGAAGUCCCAGGAUGCAGGUCGGCCAGGAAUGAGCAGCCUGAUAGCUGGCUACACAGCUCCUUCGCCACAGGCACCCAAGGCUCCGUCUGUGGCCUGCGCAGCCAAACAGCAGCAGUCUGGCGCGCAGAGGCAGAGCCAGUCGCAAGCCCAAAUCAACAAGCAGCCCCCCCAGUCCAGCGUGCAUCACAACAGCCUGGCGUCUCCCUCGCACGUUAUCAGCAAGGUUCACCAGAACCCUGUGGUGAAGCUGAACACCUGUCCGCAGCACCUGCUCUCGAGUCACUUAUCGCAGGUGUCGGAGAAGCCAGCUGCCUACCAGACGUCGUUUGCCCCCUCAGCCACCAGCAGCACCCACGCCCCCCACAGUUUGACCUCUCGAACCAGCGUCAGCCCAUCUACCUCUGGCAGUUACUCGCCGAAAGCCACGGUACCCGUCAGCACCUCAGUGCAAGGCUUCAAGCCUCCGUUUACCAUGGCUGGCCCUCUCAAGACUGCCACCACCGCCAGCACAGGGAGCCAGAGUGUGUCGGUGGGGACGGGCAAUCCGGGCGGGGGCUCCGCCAGCAGGCAGGGCAGUGCCAAGCUCUCCAGCAGGCCGUCGCCUACCAGCUCGGCCGUUGGUCAACAGCAGUCAGCGUCCCUUGUGAAAAAAACCUCAGUGCCUCAGAAACUGGCCAGCCCUUCUGGUACCGCCACGCCCUGCAAAGCCGCCGCGGCUGCCACUGUCAGCCGCAGCAGCUUGAGCGUGAGUGGGGCGCCUGCCAAGAGCAGCGGAGCAGCGGGGAGGAGCGGUGGCGCCGGAUCAGCAGGUCCCAGCACCACCAGCCGCAGCACCGUCAGCCCCAGCACCUCUGUCAGCAGGACCGGGUCUGUGAGCAAUUCGGCCGCUAACAGGGGCAGCCCGACCGGAGCUGGCACAAGGACUAAUGUGAGUGGGGGGAGCGGAAGUGGUGCUCAGGUUGCUAUAAAAAUGCUGCCCUCCCUUCACAGACCUUCCUCUGCCUCAGGAUCAUCAGCUGGUAUCCAGGCGACUGCUGGAUCAACAUUGUUGGCAAACACGUCACCUCUGACUCUCAUGCCAUCCCCCCUGAAUGUAACAAAUCUCAAUGCGACAUCUGCAUCCUUGAACACGGCGGCAGCAUUCAGCAUGUUGGGCAGCCUGGUUCCUGUUUCCCUUCCCUUCCAGCUGCCACUCAACCUGCUGAGCUUUGCACCAGAAGCCACCGUCUCCACCACCGCGCCUACUGGAUCUACCUCAGUUACGUUCCAGCACAACUUUACACAGAAUAUUUUGAAAGGUUUGCAGUCUGGUUCUGCACAGCUUUCCCGAUCGAGUGUACCAGCCCACUUACAACAGAGCUAUACAGAUGGCAACCAAAACCAGGGAGACUCUUCGAAGGUCCAGCGGAAAUCACAGUGACCUCAAGGAAUGGAGUGACACAGGAUGUGUUGGAUUGAAGUCUCCUGAUUGGUCCAGUUGCCUCCGUUUGGAGAUAACUCACUGGGUACAUGACUGAGGGCAUUUUCCUUUCGUUAUGUUUAUAAAACUUGUGACCCAGAGCACUGUGGGAAAGGGAACAUAUUUUACUGAGUCGAUUCACAAAUGGGACCUAACGAAGCUUGAACUAGACAGGCCAAUCAGUCCGUUAGCUCAUCUGCUAACCAGGAGGACUUCAGCCGAGGAUGAACUGAAAUGGUGAAAGAGGAUUCCAAAGCAAAAGGUUACUCAACAAGCACAGCAUUUAUUCCACAAGAUGUGUAGCGCAGACUGGGGGAUGGGCCCAGAGGUCUAAGGCCUGUGAGGGGGGGGGGAGUGGGUGCCAGAGAGAAGGAUUAGAGCUGGGGUUAGGAUUCUGGUCAAGAGCUGGAAUCCUAGGGGUAAUCAAGAUGGUCAAGCAAAAUCAAGUGAGAGUGUAGGCCCAAAGGCUUGAAGUACGAAAGAAUUCAGCACCCAUGAUGUGCAAAGUCUGAGAGAGAGAUAGGUGGGGAGGGGGGCAGAAGGGAGCAGAAGAUGGGGUAAGGUGUGUGGUCAAGAACAAAGGAGAGGGGCUGGCUGAAAGUGAGAUGGGGGAAGUGUUCCAGAAGCCUGAGGGCCAGGAGAUGGGCAAGGUGAUAAGAAGGGGCAUGGAAAAGGUUGGGAGAGGAUAACGGUGGUGGAACAGGGAUCAAGGGGCUGGUGUGUGAGGGAAGCAGAAUUGAUGGGUGACCAGAUGGAUACGAGAGAGAGGGCAGCUGUCAGGGAGGUCUGGGCAAAGGAGCUUUAGGAAAGACUAGGUGUCGGGGAGCACACAGCGGGGUGGUUGGUUUGAGAUACGGAAGGUAGGAUGGAGAAGGGAGAGUGGGGCAGUUGAGCUUCGGGAUGUGCGAGUAGGAUGGGAUUGCUGGAGAGCGAAUGAUCAUUGGGGGCUGGGGUGAGAGUAUUGAAGAGAUGGGGUUUAGUGAGGCAGAGGCCAAUGAAGGAGACUGACGCCAAGUGGAGCCAUGGGCCCAUGUAGAAUGUGGAACAAAGUGAUGUCAAAGAGAAUCGCAGGGCAAGGCUGAACAUUAAAUUGGAAGCUCAAGACAAAUGACUGUUCAUUACAUGCUUUAUUUAUCCAAUACCCAGUGAGCCUUAUGUACAGAUAGUAUUGAGACACUGAAAUGAAGUUUGGAGAGCCUGAAAUGUUUUUGAAUGCACGUGGGAACAGUGGGCAGGGGUGGAUGCCUUAACCCAGUUGGCAUGGGAGGGGGUCUGCGGUGACCCUGCCAUUCAAACUCGUCCGCGAGUUGGUCAGUCAUUGGUUGGAGUAACGUGUGAUUAGCAAUACUGCAGAUCGGGCCAAAUGUUGAUUGAUAGCUGGAUAACAGGGAGUGGUGAGAAUUGUACAAACCAAUGUGUGGGGGCUUUGUCAGCCCAUAAUCAACUUCCAAUAUAGUUCAACCCUUUCUGUUCUUUCAAAGUGGGAUGCAUCUUCCACUGACAAAACAGACUGUAUCACAUAUACUAUAUUUAGCUACUGAUGCCAUGGGCACGUGAGGCUGUGGUGUCUUCUAGCAGUUCUGGCCUGCUGUUGGAUAUGGAAGGUUCAUGUACUUUAUAUUGCAGCAUACCUUUAUUAUGUUUGGGUUUCUUGAUAUAAUCUGAUGAGGGCUUUCAUUAAUCAGCACCCAAACAGUUGCAUUCCUUUGCUGAGAUUAUACAGUGUGGUGAUUAACAGGUACACACCUUCAAAAGAGGUGAAACAUUAAACUACAUUCCUACCAGCGUUAAGCAUCUGGUGUCCAUGUUGGAGUUUAACUCUGGGUCUUCAUGUUGAGAUUUGACCUGCCUUUUGAAACUGACCCAAACUGACUUGGUCCUGUGGCUCUGCCGAUACAGGACAAUACUAAUUGUUGUGUCCAAUCCUAAACCCUUCACAAUAGACAGGAAGCAGGCAUUUUGCCUGAAAGUUCAAGCGUCAGCUGUAAUGUGAGCAUUAGAAUUUUUUUAAAGUCAGCAAUAUUCACUGAUGUCCUCUACUUGAAUACCACACUCGAAUGGAAUAUCAUAGCGGCUGCCCAUGUAGGAAUGCUGUACCCCUGAUUCAGACAGCGAGGAGAGGAGAUGAGAAAGAGCCAUGUGGGAGUGAUAACAUCCACCCUUUAAAUCCCACCCCCCUACAAACUUCCCUGCUCUAGAUUAUAGGAUGCAAAAGAAUGAAUGUGAUUGGGCAUGGUGGAGAGUGGAAUGAGGUUCCACCCAGGAGUCUUUUGCAGAAAACACUGGCCAUGUGGAUUGAGACCAUGAGGUUAACACAUUCACAUUCAGAUAAUUUAUUAAUCAGAUUUGGGAGAUGAGGUGGAGGAAGCCCUUCGACAUUGUCAUUGGGGCUAAAUAAACCUUUCUCUUAGUCCAAACCAUUUCAACAUUCGAGUAUUUUUAGAUGAAAUGAGGAUUUCUUUCCCCAAACAUUACUUAAAUGUACUUUAGCCCCUAUCCCUUGUAUAUAAGCCGUAUUUCAAUAUAUGGUUUAUAUCCAUAAAUAUUGCAUACACCAAAUACUAUCCCAGCCACUACAUAGUGAGAGGCAGACCAUAGCCUCCUAGUUUGUAGCUCAGCUGUUUUAACAUGUUUCUUUCUGAUUUUCUGAUGGUUAUAAUAUUCCAAGGCCAGGAGUUGCUCUUGAUCUGUGAGGGCUGUGAGAGAACUCAUGUACGCAUACUGGAAGUCAGGCAGAGCUCACUACCAAUACCCCUCAAGUCAAAUUACUGUCAAUGUUCUCAACAAAUUAAAGAAAUCUUCAGGUCUCCUACCCUUGGCCUUGCUGAAGACAUUAGAUAGUGUUCUGGAUUAUAUAAUCUAUCUAUUUUCCAAGCCCAAGUUGGCUGGUGUAGGUACCUGGCAGUGUGUUCUUAAAACAUGACAAUAUUUUAGUGGUUGGAUUGUUCGCGAAAGAAUUUAAUUUAUUAAAUAACAACAUUCGUGUCUGCAUAAAUAAAAUACUGCAGCAGCGAAAUAAAAAGCAAAAUGCCGGAGGUUUCUGCUUGUCAUGGGGCAGUAUCAGUGGAGAGCUGUGGUGAAACCUCACAACAGCACUUGUGUUUCUAAAGCUCUCAAAUACGGACUUGUCCAAAGAGAGUUUAUCAGCAUAACAGUUUUUAAACUCAUUCCUGAGAUAGGACAAGGCACGCAGAAUGCUGGAGGAACUGAGCAAGCCAGGCAGCGUCUAUGGAAAAGAAUAAACAGUCGACAUUUCGGGUCGAGUCCUGAAGAAGGGCCUCGCCCUGAAAUGCUGGUUGUUUUUCUCUUUUCCAUAGAUGCUUCCUGUCCUACUGAGUUCCUCUAGCAUUUUAUGUGUAUUGCUUGGAUUGCUAGCAACUGCAGAUUUUCCCGUCCCUGAGAUAGAACAGCUUAUAUUUCGUGCACUUAAUGUCAUGGUGGCCAUUGAAGACUACAUUUAGUAGUCAACCAUGUUCACUUCCAUAACACUAGAGGGAGAUGCUUUCUCUUUCAGCAAAGAUGAUCUGAUUUGGUGAGCUCUGCUGGUACAGUACAGCCCAUGAAGAGGCUAUUCGGCCCACAAUGUUGUACCAAACCAGCUAAAAGGCAAAUCAGAAACACCCAAACACUAGUCCCUCCUACCUACAACAUGUCCAUAUCCCUCCAUCUUUUUUACAUGCAUAUGCCUAUCCAAGUGUCUCUUUUAAAAAAAGCCUCUGACGUAUUUGCCUCUACCACCAUACCAGCGCAUUCCAGGCAUCCAUGACUCUGAGUAGAAAAGCUUAGCCCUCACAUCCCACUCACCUUCAGUUCCUGCCCUGUGUUUGUUUAGUUUGUCCAGGUUUGCUGAACCUGUAGCUUCAGGCAGGUGUCCUGUGGAAUGUGCCUCAGUUGGGUCAGGAUCCAUCAUUGGGGUGAGGUACCCCCGCUAUGAUUAGUCCAGGGCUGUAAACAUUUAGUGAUGGAAGUGACCAUGGUGCCGUUUCUCAGAGGAAUCUGCCCUUCAUGUUUGUUGAGGUGUUUAAAGGUGGCGUGUGUGAAUGGCCAGUCCCUCCAGAGGUGGGGAGACAGAUUUCUGACUACUUGCUGCCUGGUGUUCAGGAGGUAUCCAGGACCUGAUCAGUCACCUAGUAGUGGAUGCCUGUGGGAUUCUACUCACUCAGGGCAGUAGCUUGACUGCUCACACCAGACUGUUGCUGUUACAACGGAUUGUUAUCACGUGCUUCCCAGCACCCAAUCUCUUUCUCAAUCCUGUCAACUCCUACUGGGCAUCCAAGAGUUAUUUUGUGCCUUUCAACUGUCACCACUUAGAAACAGUGGACGCUGAAACCCAUUCACUUGAUACUCGCAUGUCUGUCAGUGUCUGCUACAAGGGAAAAGCUGGAAGAGGGUGUUUGUUCCCUCUGGAUUUGGCUGUUUUGCUGAGGGAUUGCAUAUUUGCAGGAAGAUCUCGAUUCCUGCAAUCCUCUCGGCUCCUUGCCUCUACCCCUCACGAACCCAUUUUUGACGAAGUCCGAUUGCUUUUGGAUUGUAGGAUAAAUUAUUAGACCUCUAGAAAAUUGCAGUGUUAAAACUCCUACAUCUCUGCAGAUCCACCCUGUGGACCUGGAGCCACCUAAUUUGUGGUUUAAUGGAUCAUGAAAGCGAAACAGUCACAGGAGCAUCAACCUGAAACAUUAACUCUGCUGCCUGACCUGCUGAGAAAUCCCAGGCUUUCCUGUUAUUCUUUUAAAUUUCCAGCAGGAUUUUAAUUUUGCUUUUAGUUUCCAGUAACGCAGAUCAGUGAUCAGAGGUUACAAUGUUAGGUAACUGGGCAAAAAGCCAGUGAUUUUCAUGCAGCAUGUUUAGAUCUAGAACGUGCUUCCUAGGAAGCAGGUUCACUCUCAAUAAAGAAUUUGGAUUCAAAAGGGGAAGUUUUUCCGAUCUCUGGGAAAGAGCUCAGGAUAUUUCAAAGAACCAGCAAAGGCACAAGAAGCCAGUUGGGCUCCAGCAGCGCAGGAUUCCACAAUCGUCUGUGACAGGUUUGUGUCCCAGUUAAAAACAGGAGACCCUGACUUCUAACCCUGACCACAUGGAAGCAAAUAAUUCAUUUUAUCAUGUGUUCUAGUGCUUAAUAGUAAGGAUCUAUUGGGCUGCCUUAAUCCACUUAUUACUCUGUAACUAGACUGGAGCUGAAGUGUCGGACAACUGUGUCACCUGCUUUUUCUACUGAAUGAAAUCAAAUUUACACUUGGGGCAAAAUCUCAUUUCAGAUUUGGGACAAUAGUGUGUUAGAUGCAUUUGAAAGCAUUUGCACAAUUAGUUCAGGUCAGUCAUAUCAUAUGUCACUCACUAAUCUGCUCCCUUGAGAUAUUGGAAUUGUCCUACAUUGCCCAACAAGGCCAGUAUUUUACUGGCGAGGUGUCCUGUUGUCGGUUGUGAUCAGAUUGUUAUGGACAUGCUGUAAUUUUCUUUCGAUGUCUGUAACAAAAGAAUAAAAUAGUGAAUCCUGAA
This is a messenger RNA of Hypanus sabinus (Atlantic stingray), 9465 nucleotides long. RefSeq names its product ubinuclein-2-like. The transcript is spliced from 17 exons. NCBI's taxonomy places the organism in Eukaryota, Metazoa, Chordata, Chondrichthyes, Myliobatiformes, Dasyatidae. The record is from RefSeq and is a predicted model, not a curated record. Bases 118 to 3933 code for a protein of 1271 amino acids. Gene Ontology annotation, cellular component: nucleus.